Messenger RNA from Gongylonema pulchrum, 387 nucleotides. The record is from the annotation of a GenBank genome assembly. NCBI's taxonomy places the organism in Eukaryota, Metazoa, Nematoda, Chromadorea, Rhabditida, Gongylonematidae.
AUGGCAUUUGGUAUCAUCUCUUUGUUGCUGAUGCUUUCAACGAAUGCCCUUGCGACAUACACAUUUUGUCAUCAUCGUUAUAUUUAUAAGCGUUUAGCGGCAUGCUUAUAUGCAGUUAUAGCAAUGUGUAUCGUUGUUACAAUUGAAGUGCUAACAAAUAGCGUUAAUGAAUGGAAUCUUUCUGUAGCCGAACAAGCCAAGAAUAUGGAAUGGGAUUACUCCGUGGGCCAAACCACUGGCUUGGCGACUUACUUGGCCUGGACAUGCGUAUGUAUUUAUACAUUCGCGGCGGCGAUAUUUGCAUUUGGAUCACAUAAGCACAAGGGUUCACGUGCUGCAACUGCGGAAUUUGAAAUUGAAGAUAGGCCUAUUCACAUCGGCCGGUAA